Molecule: messenger RNA, 1042 nt
Organism: [Candida] anglica
Lineage: Eukaryota; Fungi; Ascomycota; Pichiomycetes; Serinales; Debaryomycetaceae
Source: the annotation of a GenBank genome assembly
CAAGUACAUCGGUACCUACAACUAAUUUCUUAAAUUUUGCUAUUAUUUUACAUUUUAAACUGUUGAUCAAUUUAGAAUUAUGUCAUCUGUCACCUCUCAUAUCAAUGAAGAAUUGGGACCAUUGCCUAGACCAGCCCCAAAGCUUUCCAAAAACGUUCUUGAUCUUUUUUCCUUAAAGGGGAAAGUAGCUUCUGUAACGGGAUCAUCCGGUGGUAUUGGAUUAGCUGUUGCUGAAGCCUAUGCCCAAGCAGGUGCAGAUGUUGCAAUUUGGUAUAACUCCAAACCUGCAGAUGAUAAAGCUGAAUACCUUUCCAAAGAAUAUGGUAUCAAGGCAAAGGCAUACAAGUGUAACAUCGGUGAUCCAGAAGAUGUCGAGAAGAUCAUUCUGCAAAUUGAAAAGGACUUUGGUACCAUUGACAUCUUUGUAGCCAAUGCAGGUGUGCCUUGGACUGAAGGUAGAAGUAUCGAAGUUAAAGGAUGGGAAAGUUUCCAAAAAAUUAUUGACUUAGAUUUGAAUGGGGUUUACUAUUGUGCAAAGACAGUGGGGAAGAUCUUUAAGGAAAAGGGUAAGGGUUCCUUUAUUAUCACGGCUUCAAUGUCUGGUCACAUUGUAAACGUCCCACAAUUGCAAGCUCCUUACAAUGCUGCCAAGGCCGCUUGUUUACACUUGGGUAAAUCAUUAGCAGUUGAAUGGGCUCCGUUUGCUAGGGUCAAUACUGUUUCACCAGGUUAUAUCGAAACUGAAAUUUCCAAUUUUGUUCCCGAAGAAAUGAAGCAAAAAUGGUGGCAAUUGAUCCCUCUCGGAAGAGAAGCCAUUCCACAAGAAUUGGUUGGUGCUUAUUUAUACUUGGGAUCUGAUGCUUCCACCUACACCACUGGGGCAGAUAUUCUUGUUGAUGGUGGUUACUGUGCUCCAUAGACUUUUUACAUAUUAUUUAUUGCCUAUCUUAAUAUAAUUUUUCUUUAGAAGUGAGUCGUAUUUAUUAUAUUUUAUCGUGUUGUAAACUUUUAUGCAAUUUAAACUAAGUAGAAGUGAAAGUUA